CCACAUGCUCGUAUCAAGCCAACGGGAUUUGGAUUUCCUUUCAUCCAGACGCUAUGCACGUUUUCCCACCGGCAUUCAUACCUAGCGUCCCGCAUAACGCAAUAUCUGCAACAGACUGCGUGACAAACCCUACCAUAUGCCAUUGUCCAACCGUUCGGGCAUAUUUCAAUUCUAAUCUCCAAGACAAUGGGAAAUACAACCGAAAAUAAUUGGAGUCGCCGAUGUAGGAGUCCUUGUUGGCAUAAAGUUACGCUGUGCCCGAUCGACAAGCUGUGGUCGCUGAGAAGCUUUCUUAUCAGUCAUCCUUUCAUACCUCUCUAUCCGAACUGCUGCAUCAAUGCCUUCCCCCUCUCUCACGCUCUUCAUCAAUACGUAGCUCCAUGACCGUAGCAACACUAGGUGUCGCGGGGAUAGACCUCGUCCCGCAAGGCACGGCCUAUGGCCUGCUGAUAGGACUGGGCGUGCUAUUUUGCGGAGUGAUUCUGGUCGCCAUCAAGGUCCAAAAGGCCUAUCUGUCCGAGGACUCGGCCACCUCAGAGAUGUUCAUGGUAGCCAAUAGAUCGGUUGGGACAGGAUUAACAGCGUCCGCAGUAUUCUCCUCAUGGAUGUGGAUCAACGAAACGGUAUUGUCGGCAGCGAUGUGCUAUCGAUAUGGUUUGGCUGUACCUCUGUGGUGGGGAUCCGGCCUCUGUUUUCAAAUCGCAUUGAUGGCCGCAUUGGGAGUCAUGGCCAAGAUCAGAGUGCCAUACGCUCAUACCUCGCUCGAAAUUAUCAAGAUGCGAUACGGCUGGAUAGGGCAUCUCGUUUUUAUCGUGCUGAAUCUUACCAACAACGUCUUCGGUUGCGCAUCCAUGAUUUUGACUGGCUCGCAGCUAAUUUAUGGAAUAUCCGGCAUGCACUUUGUCGCAGCCACCAUUCUUAUUCCUCUUGGAGUAGUUUUAUAUACCGCAGUUGGAGGUCUCAAGGCAACCUUCCUCACAGACUUUCUCCAUACGGCUGUUGCUUUGAUCCUCAUUAUAUACUUUACGCUCUCCGUUCUAACGCACCCAGCAGUGGGCGGUCUUGGGGGUCUUUAUGACAAGGUGGUCGCUACGGCUAGCGAGAACUAUAUCACCGGAAACUACGAAGGAUCACUGCUCACCAUGAAGUCGAAAGAUGCGAUCAUUUGGGGGUUAGUCUUAAAAUUUGGCAAUCUAGCUCUCGUCGUUAUGGAUACUGCAUUUUGGCAAAAGUCCUUUGCAAGCGAAGUUAAUUCGACCGUGCCGGCUUACAACCUCGCUGCGGUAGCUGUGUUUGGUAUUCCAUGGGGCUUGGGGACAGUUAUUGGACUUUCUGCUCGAGCUCUGCAUACCACGCCCAUUUUCCCUACAUACCCAGGACCGCUCACAAGUGCAGAGGUAAACGCCGGUAUGGUGAUGCCGUAUCUUGUCAAGGCUCUCAUCGGUGAUUCGGGGAUCGUCGCCUUCUUCAUUCUACUGUUCAUGGCUUUAACGAGCACGGUAUCCUCCUCGAUGAUUGCUGUCAGCAGUAUUCUCUCAUUCGACCUCUACAAGACAUACUUCAACCCAAAGGCAUCGGACAAAAGGCUGCUCCAUGUGAGCCAUAUCUCGGUCGUCUUCCACGCGGUAUUCAUUACGGGGAUCUCGAUCGCGCUGAACUAUGGAGGUGCCAAUAUGACCUGGAUUGGCUAUUUCCGGCCCAUCCUCUCCUGCCCGGGGAUCAUUCCCCUGGCUCUUACCCUCUUCUGGUCCGGCCAGACCCGCUUAGCGGCGAUCAUUUCACCUGUUCUGGGCUUCUUUACCGGCCUGGCUAUUUGGCUCGCUAGCGCAAAGUCCCUCUACGGCGCUGUCAACAUGGCCACCACCGGUGAAGGCUUACCUGCUCUUUAUGGCGCCAUUGGUUCCUUCUUCUCGCCGGCGCUCUAUUCCGUAAUCAUAUCCCUCUACAAACCCUACAAAUUUGACUGGCGCGAGUUCCUCCGCAUAGAACUCGCAGACGAAGCACACCUCCACGCCAACGACCCAUCCACCCUAGACACCGAAGAUAGACAAUCGGACAACAAACCAAUCGAAGCAUCGACUCAUCCCACCCCCGAAUCUGCCUCGUCCGAAACUGCCUCCAUCGACGAUCCGGAACGAGUCGGCGCUGGUGAAAAGACCGUUGCUGUCUCAUCAGUACCGGCUAUCAGAUCUCCAACGCAACUCAGCCUAGACGACAUCCGUCACCCUUUCAGUGACGAGACCUUGAAAGAACUCUAUCGCUGGUCCCGUAUCGCUUGGGCCAUUUUUGUGGUCCUUGUCCUUGUUACUUUUGUCUUCUGGCCUAUGCCGCUUUACCGGGACUAUAUCUUCACGAAGUCUUUCUUUUCGGGCUGGGUCUCUGUUGCGAUUGUCUGGCAGUUUUUUGCUUUCUUGGCGGUUGUUGUGUAUCCGCUUUAUGAUGGGCGGUUUGAGAUUGAGAAGGGGGUGAGGGGGGUUUGGUUGUCGGCGCGUGGAUUGCUUGCGAAGAAGAGUUCUUAG
Molecule: messenger RNA, 2519 nt
Organism: Aspergillus alliaceus
Lineage: Eukaryota; Fungi; Ascomycota; Eurotiomycetes; Eurotiales; Aspergillaceae
Product: sodium:solute symporter family protein
Exons: 4
Coding region: 381-2519 (712 amino acids)
Biological process (GO): urea transmembrane transport
Cellular component (GO): plasma membrane
Molecular function (GO): urea transmembrane transporter activity
Source: RefSeq, a predicted model, not a curated record